AAGCAUAUAACUAUGAUCCAGGAAUAAAAGACAUCAUUCGAUUCCUCUGUUUUACAGGUUUAUAGAGAUUAUAAUCACUAGGGUCGGGGAGACAAUUAUGAUCACUCAGAGUCUGAGUCCGAGCUCAAAGGAUGCCAGCCACCCAAAAAGGAGUAGAUGGGGGAUUGUAAUUGCUACAAUAAAUUUUGUCAAAGAUCUUCCCAAUCCCACUAGAUAGUCUAGAUUUUCCCAUCACCCAGUGAGUUUGCUUGCAUCAUCAUUUCAGACUCUUCUCUCUCUCUCACAAAAAAGUACACUGCUAAAACAGUGUUUUCUUUCCCUCUUUACACAGUUGCGUUGCCUUAACCCUUGGUUGUAAGAUUCUUAAAAGAAAGUGAGAGACUUGCUUACCCGAUUUUACUCUUCUUUCUAAUCACAUUAGCUUCUCGUCUUAAAAUAGGUGAAAAGCAAAGCACUUUCUCUCUGAAAAUGGGGCUGAGAAGACCUGGCAUGAACAGAAGUUUGAACAGAGAGCAUCCAGAUAUUUUGAUUGUGAUGAUUGCAGAGCAGCAGAUAAUGAGAGGUGGUGGGGAGGACAAAGGAGAUCAGAGACAGGGAAGGGAUGGGCCCUCUAAAGACUGCAGCAGAAAUGAGUGGCACUGCACCAAGGAGUAAUGUGUUUCCCCCUCUCUCCCUAUACCCUUGUUUUUACUCGCGUGACGCUUCUGAGUCUCCUCUCUCUCUCUCUCAAAGAAAGAAUGAAUGGAUCCAAUUUUAUUCAUCUCCACCUACCUAGCUCUCUGAAGAAGCCUUUUUUGUCAUUUUGGCACUCUUUUAAGUCUCGCGCUUGAUGGGUUCUGAGUAUCGAUAACCUUUAUUUUCCAGACCCAUUGGCCAUUUUUGUUUUGAGCUUUAAAUUUUGUGGACAGAAAAAGAAAGAGGGAAAGAUUGUGGGUCUUGAUGGGGUCUGAGUGAGUCGCUGAGACUCUAAAUUUCAGGUUCUCGGGUUUUGGGUUCUUGAAGGAAUACCCACUUUUUUCCCCUUCAUGUAAAGAAAUUUACCCACUUUUUGUAUUGGCUCUUUAAUUUGUUGGGGUUUGAGCUUGGACAACGUCCGUGAUCUUCUUAGCUUUUUCACCUCUUUUUUUGAUAAAAAAAGAAACGAAGGAUUUUUUCUAAAACCACUGCUUUCUGACUUCUGAUUCAUACUCUUUUGUGGAAAAAGAGAAAGCUCGAUUACUUGUGAACUUUGCGCUGCAGUAGCUUGUGUGGGUUCCAAAAGCAAACCUAUGCAGUGCCAAACUGUUUGAUUUCGGAGGUAUAAUUUGGGGAGAUCCUAUGAACCUGCAUGAAAAUUCUUGACACUAGUCUUUUGCUUUCUGGAAGGUUUGGUGGAGCAAUCUGCAGUCUUCGUGAGUGUUUUGCUGAGCGUGAUAGUUCCUCUGCAUAUGAAUGGGAGGUGUUGAAUGAUUAUUGUCGAACAGAAUCUUUACCUUUUAUGAUGAAGGGAAAAAAGAAAGUUGCAAUUUCAUACAAAUUAGGGCUUCAGAUUGCGGUUCGAAGUUGGUCCAGGUUAAUGUUACUUGACAGACAACAAUUGAAAGCGUGAAGAUAAUCAGGAUUAGAAUGUUCUGAUCUCCCCUGAAGUUUUAGGAACAGGAUUUUCCAGGAGUCAGGAUGCCGUUCUUGAAAUAAAGCUGGCCUAACAUACAUUUGAAGCACAAGAAUCCAGUUACGCAGCCCUUAGACCAUCAAUGCAUGAUGCCUAGUAAUUUUUGGUGUCCCAUAUGAUGGAGAAUAAUUUGUGUAUAGUGCCAACAGAUAUGGGAAGCCGAAGUCCUGUUGUCAUAGAUGGAUUUCUACCAAGGACAACGUCAAACACACUCAUGCAAUACAACUCAUUUGACCUUAACAACCAAAACCACAUAAUGACUGGAUUUCCAGUGCUUUCUGGAUUGCAAGGAGAACCAAUGAAUGGUCUCCAUACUAAUCUUCAUACUCCAAAUGUUGAGCGGGUUGUUGAUUCUAAUGCAUUGGUUACAUUGCUAGGAAGAAAUGCAGCGAGAGAUGCAUCGCUUUGCAAUUCACGUCUCACUGGUAACACUCAGUUUCAAGACCAAGCAGCUGGAGGAGCAGCUAUUGCUGCUGCUUCACAUGCUACAUUCCUGGCUGCAAAAUUUGGUCUUCAAGAAAAUCUGAACAAUUUAGCAAUUUUGGCCCCUUCAAUCUGUCCUUUGGAUGUUUUAGGAACUUAUGCUUCAAAUGGCUGUUCUAAUGCUUCUUUUGCAACAUCUUUGAGCUGUGGAUAUGAAGAUGUACUUGGUAAUGCGAACACGAAGUGGGAUACCAAGUACCCCACUCCACUAGAGCUUGUUGGGAAAUCCCCAGUAAGAGCAGAGCCUCAGCCAUAUUCAUCUACAGCAAGUAUCAUUCCAGAUGGAUGGAUGUCAUCACAUAGUGGAAAUGUGAUGGCAAAUGCUCCUUGCAGUUCCUCCAAUUUUAAUAAUGAGCUCUCGUUAACUCUUGCUACAUCUGAGCCUUCUGUUCUCAAUGAGAUUAACAUCCCGGAUCAGUGCUCUGAAAUGGGUAUGUCUGGUGUGACUCGCCAUUGCUUGAAUGAAACAACAUUAAGUUCUGAACAGACUUGCAACAGUAAGGAGCUUUCUGUAAGUUUUGGCUCUCACAGAUCACCUGAGUUCUCUCAAGUAAUACUAGGAUCAAGAUAUCUUCAUGCAAUCCAGGAGAUACUUGCUCAAAUUGCAAACUAUUCACUAGAAAAUCUAGACCAUAUGAGUUAUCCAACUGCUUGGAAUGAGGCUGGUUCAAAUAUACCGUUCACUUCAAGUUUCCCUGCUGAAAGAUGGAUGUCUUCCACAGUUCCUGAUGUGGAUGGUGGAUUGGAGCUUCAAAUGGAGUUCACAUUGCAAAGACGGACCGUUGAAGCUAAGAAAACCCAACUGCUGACUCUGCUACAAGUGAUUCAGGUCGAUGACCAAUACAACCAAUGCGUAGAUGAGAUCCAUACUGUUAUAUCUGCAUUUCAUGCUGCUACCGAGUUGGACCCUCAGAUACAUGCUCGUUUUGCUCUGCAAACAGUGUCUUUCUUGUAUAAAAACCUGAGAGAAAGGAUUAGCAACUAUAUCCUUGCAAUGGGAGCACAUUUUAACAGCACAUGCAAGAAAGAGAAGAAAAGAUCUUUUGAAACUUCUUUCAUCCAAAAGCAAUGGGCUCUACAGCAGCUAAAAAGUAAAGAUCAUCAGUUAUGGAGACCCCAACGAGGCUUGCCAGAAAGAUCUGUCUCAGUUUUAAGGGCAUGGAUGUUUCAAAACUUUCUUCAUCCGUAUCCUAAAGAUGCAGAGAAGCAUUUACUUGCAGUAAAAAGUGGAUUGACUAGAAGCCAGGUAUCCAAUUGGUUCAUCAAUGCUCGAGUUCGGCUGUGGAAACCAAUGAUUGAAGAAAUGUACGCUGAGAUGAACAGAAGAAAGUUACAACGAGAUGAGGAAGGAACCCAAGCCAAUCAUAGAAACCACGUAAGCAUCAACAACCAUAGAUUUAAUUCCACAUGAAGCUGAAGGAAGAAAAGGUACAUAGAAAAUUUCGAGGACAGUUUCUUUGUCAUUCUGUAAGAAACAAACCGCAUCUAGAUCCUGUACAUAUGCUCUAUUGAAGUGUUGGGGGCUUUAAUGAUUACACUUCUCUUAAUCACAUGCUUCCCAGCAUGAAUGCCUUGGGCGAAUCAGAAUUCUGUGUACUAUACGUGGAAUUGUUUUGCAUGUUUUCUGCAGAAUGUAAGAUUUCCUUCCAUUGAGUUUA
Molecule: messenger RNA, 3792 nt
Organism: Juglans regia (Persian walnut)
Lineage: Eukaryota; Viridiplantae; Streptophyta; Magnoliopsida; Fagales; Juglandaceae
Product: homeobox protein ATH1-like
Exons: 7
Coding region: 1767-3545 (592 amino acids)
Biological process (GO): regulation of transcription by RNA polymerase II
Molecular function (GO): RNA polymerase II cis-regulatory region sequence-specific DNA binding; DNA-binding transcription factor activity, RNA polymerase II-specific
Source: RefSeq, a predicted model, not a curated record